UGGUAGAAAAUUGCGUACAUUAUUCUCAAGAUUCCUUGACAAGUCUUGGGAAUUUAGAGGUUUGCGAAGUCUGACCUUGAAUGAUGCUCGUAUGACAGAGUUGCCAGAUUCAAUUUGCAGGCUGAAACAUUUGAGGUAUCUCGACGUUUCACGAACAGAUAUCAAAGCGCUUCCAAAAUCCAUCACGAAGCUCUAUCAUUUGCAAACCUUAAGAUUCAGCGACUGCGGGUCACUCAUAAAGUUUCCCAACAAAAUGGAAUAUUUAGUGAGCUUGAGACAUAUUGACUUUAGUCAUACGCCAGCUGAUGUUGGAUGCUUAACUGGUCUUCGAUCACUGCCAUUCUUUGAAGUGGGUCAGGAUAAGGGCCACAAAAUUGAAGAACUGGGAUGCUUGAAGGAACUGAGAGGGAGGUUGAGAAUAGUCAAUCUGGAGCAUGUAAGAGACAAAGAAGAAGCCAAGGGAGCAAACCUGUCUGGAAAAGAAAAUAUUAACACAUUGGUAUUGGUAUGGAGUUCAGAAAGAGAAAGCAGCAGCUCCAGCAUCAAUUACAAGGAUGUGUUGGAAGGCCUCCGGCCUCACCCAGACAUACGAAGCUUAGAGAUUGAGAAUUAUCAGGGAGAUGAAUUCCCACCAUGGUUUUUUAUGCCAAUACUCAAUAAUUUGGUGGUGCUGAAAUUGAAAGGCUGUAAAAAACUUCCUCCAGCAGGACAUCCUUCUCAUCUUAAAAUUCUUGAGAUAGAAGGAAUGGAUGUUGUGGAGAUAAUAGGUGAGGAGUUUUAUAGCAGUGGUGGAAUGGAAGUAGCAUUUCCUUGCCUGGAAGAGUUGAACAUUAAUGGGUGUCCCAAGUUAGAAAGCAUUCCAUCCAUGAGCCAUCUUUCAUCAAAACUUGUAAGAUUGACAAUCAGAGACUGUGAUGCAUUGAGUCAUAUAUCUGGCGAAUUCCAAGCCUCUGCGACAUCUCUUAAAUAUUUAACCAUAAGGCGUUGUUCCAAUCUGUCAUCCAUUCCAAGCCUUCAAAGCUGCAUAGCUCUGGAGGCAUUGUCUAUUUCUACGUGCUACAAUCUGGUAUCGCCUGUUAUUCUAGAAUCGCGUUCUCUUACAAGUGUAUUCAUUGGUUGGUGUGGAAAAGCAAGUGUUCGAAUUAGUUGGCCACUAUCCUACGCAAAUAUGAAGGAAUUGAACAUCGAGAUCUGCGGGGAGCUUAUCUUCUCUGAUGAUUUACAUGGAGGAGAAGUGUGGCCUUCUCGUUUUCAAUCACUAGUCAUUAGAUGCUGUGAUCAAUUCAAGUCAGUUCCUGAUGGUUUAAAAAGAAGACUGCAUUCUCUUGUUCGAUUAGAUAUCAGCUGGUGUCGAAAUUUAAGUCAUAUUCCAGAAGAUUUCUUUUGCGGCCUCAACCAAUUGAAGGGAUUGCAAAUUGGUGGUUUCUCGCAGGAAUUGGAGGCAUUUCCUGGAGUGAAUUCAAUCCAACACCUAGGUGGCUCCCUUGAAGAGCUUAAGAUAAUUGGGUGGAAGAAACUGAAGAGUCUACCACAUCAACUUCAACACCUCACCUCCCUUACGAAAUUAAAUAUCUAUGGUUUCAACGGAGAGGGAUUCGAGGAAGCAUUGCCAGAUUGGUUGGCCAACCUUUCUUCUCUUCAAGAGCUUACAAUUUGGGAAUGUCAGAAUCUCAAGUAUCUGCCAAGUUCAACAGCCAUGCAAAGCCUCUCCAAACUAACACGUCUGAUAAUUAGGAGUUGUUCGCUUUUGAAGCGAAAUUGCACGGAGGACAGUGGGUCUGAGUGGCCCAAGAUUUCUCAUAUCCCACAUAUCGAUUUACCAUAGUGAGGAAUAAGCGCAACUCACCCAAUUAAAUAAAUAGUAAGGAGCAUAAUCUCACCACCAAUUUCCUCAGAAACGGCAGAUGAAGAUCUAGCGCAAAAGAAACAAGGGCUCCGUGCUGCGCAGCCAGCCACUCGCUUUGAUUUCUGACAGUCAACCAAACAAGAGCGGUUCAUUUCACGAGCAAACGGUCAAGAAACCUUCAAUUGUGCAUCCCUCUGACAUUUUAAGGAAACGUCUCAGCCUGUAGAAGGGUUUAAUCAUCUGGGUUUUUUUUGAUUGCAUAGAAUAGUUUGGAAGCUUCUGGUGGACCAAAUGGUGGAAGAUGGUCUUUUAUGGUGAUCCUUUAUGAGAUGGAUUACUAGCCCAACCAGGUGAAAGCAUUUCGAGGCCGGCAAGGACAAGGGGAAGAGCCUGAUGUAGGGGACUCGGACUGGAUAAAGCAAGAGCAGCUUUUUGUUAGGGUAGCUGAAAGACGGAGACCAGAACUAGAUGCCAAAGAAGCCCAAAAAUCAGGGCUACGUUUUCAGAAAUGCGAGUUGGAAAAGGAGGAGAUACGUGCAAUUCUUUUGAGUUUUGCUGAACCAGGAGUUCUUAUUGUGGGAUUAUGUGGACAAAGAAACAAUGCUUCCAAGUAACUAGCAACUCAGAGAUACAGUGUGAUGAAGGAUUUGCUGUUGUUAUUUGAAACAACUUCUGAUUUGAAUGCUCACUAAGCUGGUUUUUUUUACAUAAGAAGCAGAAGAAUAGAGGUUCAUGCACGGACGCAUGUUGCUUCAUUUGACCAGCUCAGUUUCAAGAGAAAAAUACUUUCGUGCUCAGUCAACCAAACAAGAGUGGUUCAUUUCACUAGCAAUCGCAAAAGCAUAAUAGAAUUUUUCUCAGAGGUACCCAUGUUUCUCCUGAUUCUAGGUCCUGGAAGGAAUAGCAAUCGUCAUCCAUCAAGAAAACUGUCAGCACACCUUCCUUCAACUAGUGCUUCACUCUGGCACUUUAAGGAAACAUCUCAGCCCCACAUUCCAUAAGGGUUUAAUCAUCUUCAGGUAUUUGAAUAAUACGGAAGGUGCAGGUAGAGCAACUGAUGGCAGACGGUCUUUGGUUCGAGGCAAGCAUAUAACCAGAAAUUGACAAUGUCUUAAAAUCAUUUCCAACUUCAUUUUACACCCCAGUUUAAUAAAUCUUUGUCAAUCCUUCCAAUUAUCUGGAUCUUCAUGAACCACAUCCAGUGAGCUUGUCUUGAAUAUGUAGUUUGGAUGGGGAAAUGGGUUGUUGAGCUGUCUUAGGAGUUGGGCUCUGUUAGGAUCUUUGUUUUGCAAGAUGGCUUAACUGGUAAGAUGAAGUUAUGUGUUGACUGUUUUCCUUCUCUUUGGCAGAGAUGAAAAUCUGCAAACUGACCAUUACUUAAACGUUCCUCGAUGGAUGACCAAGGAAUCGAUGGAUUCCAAAUCCACCACUUCUGAUCUUAGAAAGAAGGGAGGAUUUUCAGAUGCUUAGAGAAACUUGGCUCACCUGUUUCACUUCCCUUUAGAUGCCAGAAGUUCUGUAAUCAGCGCUUAAGUGAUCAAAACAAGAUGAGAAAUCUGGAAUUGGAUUCAGUGAGGCUGGCUUGAUCUUCAACAGACAUGGUAGGUGAAGAUGCAGUGCAGUCUCUGUAGCAAAGAUAAGCAAUGUAAAAUGUCUUCUGGUAGUACUUCAAAUACUGAUACUUCAUCGACCCAAUCAUCUCAUCCUAUCGACAUUUUAUUUAGAUUUUGCUCGGACAUGGAAAAGCUCAGUAUAUUCAUUGUACCAAAGUGAAGGUGCUGACAAGGAUGCAUCUAUAUAUAUUACAUUGGUUUUCAAUGUACUUUUACAUCUAACUUGAACUAUAAUAUUAUGAAAUCUUGAACUUUUUAGUGAUAA
Molecule: messenger RNA, 3724 nt
Organism: Populus nigra (black poplar)
Lineage: Eukaryota; Viridiplantae; Streptophyta; Magnoliopsida; Malpighiales; Salicaceae
Product: putative disease resistance protein RGA4
Exons: 12
Coding region: 92-1825 (577 amino acids)
Source: RefSeq, a predicted model, not a curated record